ACCGUUUCGUUUACGGUGUAGCGAGUUAAGUUGCAGACAGUUUAUUUAUUUUUUUUGUUACAUUGGACAUAAUUUGACUCAAAUUCUUAGUUUGAUGUAAAUGUCACUCUUAUGCAUUAUUGAAAUUAGUUAUUGAGUAAGAAUUAGGAGUUCAUAAUGAAUUAUGAGAAGUUUGGUGGUGGGGAUGAAGAGGAGGUUGAUGGUUUCAAAAGACAAAACUCCGCAGAGAUAGCCCCAUCUGAGGUUGUGUCAGCAUCAGCAAAGGGUAGUAUUGAUGAUGUGCAAUUAAAGAUAGAUGAAAAACCUGGAGCUUCAAAUCUAACAAUAUAUGACAUCGAAAAAAAUUCAGACUUGCAGUAUGUUGAAGACCCUGGAAGCCGAGAAAAUCCAACAACUGUAAUUCAGUUCCUUCAGCAAAAGGUUCAGAUAGUGGUUGAGCACUUGAUAUUCCGUAUUAUUACAGUUCUUCUCAUUUUAUUGGACUUUACACUGGUCACCAUAGACUUGGCUAAAUUAGCCUGUGAUGCUAACAGUAUAUUGGAGAUCGUAUCCCAUGUUAUCAUUUCUUAUUUUGUGCUAGAAAUAUUUCUUCGGAUUUUCUACAUGCAGCGACGUUUUUUCUACAACUGGAUAGACGUGGUAGAUAUGAUUGUUGUGUUUGCAUCAUUUGUAUUGGACAUGGUCUUCAUCUUCAUAUCUAACAGCAGUCAAUGUACAGCUGCUGAGGGCUCCGACUAUGCUAAGUUGAUGGUGAUAGGUCGUGUGUUUAGGAUCAUCAGAAUUAUCAGGAUCGUUUACUUCAUGUUUAAAGAGAGGCGCCAUGUAUCCACGGCAACCAGGAGAGUUGUCUCUCAGAACAAGAGACGUUAUCAGAGGGAUGGGUUUGACCUUGACCUUUGUUACAUCACAGAGAGGGUUAUAGCUAUGUCAUUCCCAUCAAAAGGACUUAUGGCAGUGUAUAGAAAUCCUGUACAUGAAGUGGCAAGGUUUUUCAACACUAAGCACCCUGAUCAUUAUAGAAUUUACAACCUAUGUAGUGAGAGAGAUUAUGAUGAAACUUUGUUCAAUAAUCAAGUAGAGAGAAUAUUUAUUGAUGACCACAAUGUACCUUAUGUCAGAGAUAUGAUAUGGUUUUGUAAAAAUGCAAGAGAAUUUAUGGAAGCAGAUAAACGUAAUGUGAUAGCUAUACAUUGUAAGGGUGGGAAGGGACGUACUGGUACAAUGAUUUGUGUAUGGCUCAUUGAAUGUGGAAUCUUUGAAGAUGCUAAGGAGUCACUUGAUUAUUUUGGAGACAGAAGGACUGACCUUAGUGUGGGAAAUAAGUUCCAGGGUGUAGAGACACCAAGUCAGAGUCGCUUUGUUGGCUACUUUGAGAAAGUAAAGAAGGUUUAUAAAGGAGAACUUCCGCCAAGAACAGAGUUGAAAAUUACUUCUUUCAAGAUAGAGAGUAUUGCAGGUGUAGGAAAUGGUGAUGGUACUGAUCUAAGUAUAGAGCUUAGAGUUAAUGGUCUUCCGAUAUUUGAAGCUAAUGCUGCCCGAGGUAUAAAUUGUGAGUUGCAACAUGACAGGGAGAAAGAUAGUUUAACAAUUACCUUGAAGAACUCUGUUACAUUAGCUGAUGAUGUUAAAGUGAGAUUCAUCUCUUCUAGUAAUAAGUUUCCAAAGAUAUAUGAUCACUGUGCAUUCUAUUUCUGGUUCCAUACAUCAUUUAUAGAGGAUUACAAAUUGAGGUUACCAAGAGAAGAAAUUGACAAUCCCCACAAGGUAGCAGGACAUAAAGUGUUCAGGGAGACAUUUGCUAUAGAAGUGAACUUUGAAUCAGCAGAUUCCUACGCCUGAUAUGAAAAAAUCAUAUUCUAAAACCAAGAAAUGAACUAUUGUAAAAUUGCACUGUGUGUUUUAUUGUACUGUCUGUUGUCUUUUUGCUAAUGGAAACAUAGGAGUAUAUCAUGUAUAUACGACAAACUGUAUUAAUAUUAAGAAUAAAGUCAUGCUAUGUAUAUGUUUUUUUU
Molecule: messenger RNA, 2012 nt
Organism: Ruditapes philippinarum (Manila clam)
Lineage: Eukaryota; Metazoa; Mollusca; Bivalvia; Venerida; Veneridae
Product: phosphatidylinositol 3,4,5-trisphosphate 3-phosphatase TPTE2-like
Exons: 15
Coding region: 157-1839 (560 amino acids)
Biological process (GO): dephosphorylation
Cellular component (GO): cytosol
Molecular function (GO): phosphatidylinositol-3,4,5-trisphosphate 3-phosphatase activity
Source: RefSeq, a predicted model, not a curated record